This is a messenger RNA of Propithecus coquereli (Coquerel's sifaka), 2186 nucleotides long. It is a transcript of the gene NDE1, whose product is annotated as nudE neurodevelopment protein 1. Gene Ontology annotation, molecular function: microtubule binding. Lineage: Eukaryota; Metazoa; Chordata; Mammalia; Primates; Indriidae. Gene Ontology annotation, biological process: cell migration; microtubule nucleation; vesicle transport along microtubule. Bases 1 to 1050 code for a protein of 349 amino acids. The transcript has 8 exons. The record is from RefSeq and is a predicted model, not a curated record. Gene Ontology annotation, cellular component: kinesin complex; kinetochore; centrosome.
AUGGGCGUUGCCGGCCGCGAGCUGGGGCGCGGGCGGGGGCCGGACGGCCGGGGCAGCGCCGCCGCCUCGUCCUCGCCGCCCGAGCCGGGUAAGGCGGAGAACACGCAAGAGGAACUCCGAGAAUUCCAGGAGGGAAGCCGAGAAUAUGAAGCUGAAUUGGAGACGCAGCUGCAACAAAUUGAAACCAGGAACAGAGACCUCCUGUCGGAAAAUAACCGCCUGCGCACGGAGCUAGAAACCAUCAAGGAGAAGUUCGAAAUGCAGCAUUCCGAAGGCUACCGGCAGAUCUCGGCCUUGGAGGAUGACCUCGCACAGACCAAGGCAAUUAAAGAUCAGCUGCAGAAAUACAUCAGAGAGCUGGAGCAAGCCAAUGAUGACUUGGAAAGAGCCAAGCGAGCCACGAUCAUGUCUCUGGAAGACUUUGAGCAGCGCUUGAAUCAAGCCAUCGAAAGAAAUGCCUUCCUGGAAAGUGAACUUGACGAGAAGGAGAAUCUCCUGGAAUCCGUUCAGAGACUGAAGGAUGAAGCCAGAGAUUUGCGGCAGGAACUGGCCGUGCAACAGAAGCAAGAAAAACCCAGGACUCCCUUGCCCAGUGCAGUGGAAACUGAAAGGACAGACACUGCUGUACAGGCCACUGGCUCCGUGCCAUCCACUCCCAUCGCACAUCGGGGACCCAGCUCCAGUUUAAACACUCCAGGGACCUUCAGGCGUGGCCUCGACGACUCCACUGGGGGGACCCCCCUCACACCCGCAGCCCGGAUAUCAGCCCUCAACAUUGUGGGAGACCUGCUGCGGAAAGUGGGGGCACUGGAGUCCAAGCUCGCAUCCUGCCGGAACUUCGUGUAUGAUCAGUCCCCAAACCGAACAAGUGGCCCAGCCUCAGGGCGGGGGAACAAGAACAGGGAUGGUGGCGACAGAUGGCAGAGCAGCACCAGCGCACCUUUGGGUGAUAAAGGGUUGGGAAAACGCCUGGAAUUUGGGAAGCCGCCUUCACACACAUCCUCACCGUCGCUGCCGUCGGCCCAGGGUGUAGUCAAGAUGUUGCUUUAGGAAAACCACGGAAGCGGAAGCCCCUGGUAUUUGUGCAGGAGUUGUUACCUUUCUUCGUCUCCUUACACUAAGUUUUUGUUCUGUUGUUUUGUUUGAAAUUAGAGAUAGGAGCCAGCAGUCACCGUAGUUUGCUUUGUGCUUCGUGGCCCAAGCCAAUGACUGAGGCCAUCAGCUGUGGCCCCUGGGGUUCGUUUGUCCCUGUGAAAUGUCUCCUCAUUCCUGGCCUCCCUCUUGGUGCGUGCAUUGCUAAGAGGGACAGACUGGGCCCUCUGGGGAGGGCUCUGAAGUGUGGGUGGUGAGGCUACCCCCCUCAUGCUGAGCCAACCCAAGAAGAGUCCUGAUCGGUCUUGGGAGGUGUUUUUAAUGUCCCGUCUCAGAGGCUCCCACCCCCAUCCCCAGUCAGCUGGAAUUGUCUUCCAGAGCAAGACCCCCCAGUGCUUAUGGUGUGCCGAAAUCAUGUCCAGGAGUGGAGAACAGAAUGGUAGGCACAUGCCUUUUUAAAAACUGUGGUAGUGUACCUCUGAGACUUUUUAAUUUGCCUCUCAUUGAGGUUUUUAGAGGUGUGUUUGAGAUUCAGAGCAAUUUUCAGGUCGACCAGGGUCAAUGGGAAACCUAUGUCCUGUUUAGGUAAAUCCUAACCGUUAGCUUUCCUGAGUCCCCUGCCUGGCGUGGAGGUGACCUCUGCUCCUGGACCUUGGAGGUCACUGGGGUAGAGCCACCUUGGUAAUGCAGCCCCCAAGAACAGGACUUCAUUCAAAGCCAUCAUGAAGUCACCAGCUUUACCUUCAAAUAAGAUUGAAACACAAGAUUGUUGUUGGCAGCUUCCUUGUCAAAGAAAGAAGCCAACACCGGAUUUCCAAAGCACAACGGUGUAUCUGCUCGUCACUGCGUGUUAGGAACUGCCGCCUCACGCUUUCAGAUGCAAGUAACAGAGCACGCUAAUUUUGGGAUUGUGCACGCAGCUUCAUGGCCUGCCUUUUGUUACUAAGUUAUUUUCUGAAAGAACAGCAAAAGUUUCCUGUCGUUGAAAAUAGAACAUUUUAAGCGCUCCUGAACCUCGGCAGGGCUGCCAGGGCGGGUUCGUUACUUGAGAAACAUUCUAACCAACCUGUAUCGGUAAAAGAUGUACUUUUAUU